AUGUCAUCAGAUAAAAAACUUUUCGUUACUUUAGUUGUAUUAAAUGUGUUAAUGCUUGUUAGUGUGGUAAUUGCAAUCUCGACCGAUUGGUACCAUAUUAAAUCCGAUUAUGAUAUUUUGGCUACUGACAUUGAGACCACCUACAAUCUGUUCUUUAAUUAUGUUGAAACUACAUACGGAUCUAAAGCCUACUAUCUUGAUUAUAUGGAUAAUAAUACUAGUAAGUUAUUUGUUGCGAUCGGAGUUUUCCAAUUCUUGGCUGGAAUUUCUUUGGUUGUCAGUUUCACCGCUCUGAAUAUGUCCAAUCGUAAAUGCACCAAGUCCUCAUUCUUGUUUGGAAUUACCGCUUCUUUCCAAUGCGAAGACAACGCCAUUGAUUUCUCUGGUUUCUGUACCAAGUUUGCCGGUAGCUACGAUGUCGGUAUCAUUGAUGUUAGCUGGGGACCAAGCGUAGGUUGGGGAUUCGGUAUCGUUUCAUUCUUUUUCUCUUUUAUCAAUGUCAUCGUUGUCUUUAGAAGAGCGAAGCAUCUUGAACACCACUGCCACGCUCAUGGUGGAUACACCCAAGUCACUGUAACCGCGCCUCCAGUGUACUACCAACAACAACAGCCACAAUACCAACAGCCAUAUCAACCACAGUACCAACAACAACAAGGUCACAAUCAAAAAACCUUUUUUCAUUUCAUCAUCCACCCAAAGAUGUCAAACAACAAUAAUAAUUCAACACAUAAAUUAGUAAAUCUACCACAUAUUUUAUUAUCAAACAUUGUUUAUAAUUUAACAGAUAAUAUCGAUCAGAUUUGUUUUAGUUUAGUUUGUAAAAGAUGGUUUGAAGAUAGAAAUAGAUAUCUAUUGUUUGAUACCAAUACUUUAUAUUGUAUCGAUAAACAUAGUUCAAAAAUCACUUUGAAUUCAUAUAGAUCGAUAAUAUCUGAAUCACUUAGCAAAAAGAAACAAUGUAGCAUGAUAGUCAUUCCUUAUAUGUACGGCAAUGUUGGUAAUUAUGAUCAUUUAUUAGAUCCUGAUUCAAUUGAAAGUAUUGAUGAAAUCGAUCAAAGCAUAAAUUCACUUCCAUCAUCAGUGAAAACACUCGAUAUUCACAAUAUGAACGGUUUCAAACGCCCAGGUACUAUUCCAAACACUGUGAAUCAUCUUACCAUUCGAGAUCACAGAUCUGACUUUGUCAUAGCAGAAGGAGUUCUCCCAGACUCUAUUCAAAACAUUAAAUUGAAACAACUGCUAUUUCCAAUAACAAAAAUGGUUGACAACAUUUCAUUCGAGACCUAUGAUGAUAAUAAGUGUUCGAUUCGAAAACUUGAUGAUCAAUAUUACAUCGUAUUUGGUCAUCAAAAAAAUAUCGGAUUCAUUGCAAGUCUAUUCCACAAAUCAAUGUUUUUAGACAAAGUUAAUGUGGUAAAAAUACUUAAUUCUAAUCAUUAA
Messenger RNA from Heterostelium album PN500, 1440 nucleotides. RefSeq lists its product as uncharacterized. The coding region runs from base 1 to 1440 and encodes 479 amino acids. Lineage: Eukaryota; Evosea; Eumycetozoa; Acytosteliales; Acytosteliaceae. The transcript has 6 exons. The record is from RefSeq and is a predicted model, not a curated record.